Molecule: messenger RNA, 5450 nt
Organism: Stegastes partitus (bicolor damselfish)
Lineage: Eukaryota; Metazoa; Chordata; Actinopteri; Pomacentridae
Product: abhydrolase domain-containing protein 2-A
Exons: 12
Coding region: 303-1598 (431 amino acids)
Biological process (GO): medium-chain fatty acid catabolic process; sperm capacitation; steroid hormone receptor signaling pathway
Cellular component (GO): sperm flagellum; sperm plasma membrane
Molecular function (GO): monoacylglycerol lipase activity; acetylesterase activity
Source: RefSeq, a predicted model, not a curated record
ACUCGAGCUAGUGCUGUUAGCUACGGCUGUGAAACGGUGCGGAGGGUGUGCGACACAUCGUGCUGCCAUGCUUUGAAGACACAUUAGCAACACAAAUGAAAAGCCACGAACACAAUUACAGCCCUCGUCGCUAUUAAAGGAGAAAGGAGGCGAUUCAUACUUGCUCGGCUGAGGUUUGACCGUGUCACUGUGACUUCCCCUCUGGACAUUUUUAGACUUUUGGAGCAAGUUAUUAUCGGCGGCUAACUUGAACACAAAAUAUCUGUUGCUAUAAGGCUCCAAGAGGAAUAUUUAGAAUAAUCAUGAGCACCCACGACUCAGACGUGCACACCAUCUCUCCAGAGCUGCCGGCGAUGUUCGACGGCAUGAAGCUGGCGGCAGUGGCCACAGUGCUCUACAUCAUCGUCCGCUGCUUAAACCUCAAGAGCCCCACCGCGCCACCGGACCUCACCUACCAGGACACACCCCUCAACCGAUUUCUCCUCAAGUCGUGUCCUCAGCUGACCAAAGAGUACAUUCCUCCCUUACUGUGGGGUAAGAGCGGUCACCUCCAGACGGCACUGUACGGCAAACUUGGGCGGGUGAGCUCACCUCACCCCAGUGGAAUCAGGAAGUAUUUACCCAUGCAGGACGGAGCAACUGCCACCUUUGACCUCUUUGAGCCACUGGGGGACCAUCGAACUGGAGAUGACAUCACCAUGGUGAUAUGUCCCGGUAUCGGUAACCAUAGUGAGAAGCACUACAUCCGGACCUUCGUGGAUUACGCGCAGAAGGAUGGUUACCGCUGUGCUGUGCUGAACCACUUGGGAGCUCUUCCCAACAUCGAGCUCACCUCUCCACGCAUGUUCACUUAUGGGUGCACAUGGGAGUUUGCGGCCAUGGUGGGCUACAUCAAGCGAGCGUAUCCUCAGACCCAGCUGAUCGUGGUGGGGUUCAGUCUGGGUGGAAACAUUGUGUGCAAGUUUCUGGGCGAGAACAGGACGAACCAGGAGCGAGUGCUGUGUUGUGUCAGCGUCUGUCAGGGGUACAGCGCUCUCAGGGCCCAGGAAACAUUCCUGCAGUGGGAUCAGUUUAGACGCUUUUAUAACUUUCUCAUGGCAGACAACAUGAAGAAAAUCAUCCUCUCACACAGACACAGUUUGUUUGGUGGGAGCUCAGUCAAAAUGAUCGAUACAGAACUAGGUCGACUGUACACGGCAACAUCCCUAAUGCAGAUCGACGACAACAUCAUGAGAAAAUUCCAUGGCCACAGUUCUCUCAAAGAGUACUAUGAGAAGGAGAGUUGUGUACAUUAUAUUCACAAUGUAAAUGUACCACUGCUGCUAGUAAACUCUGCAGAUGAUCCUCUGGUUCAUGACUCACUGCUCACCAUCCCUCGCACACUAUCAGCAAAGAAGCAGAAUGUGAUCUUUGCCCUGACGCUUCACGGAGGCCACCUGGGCUUCUUUGAGGGUGCCGUGCUCUUCCCCCAGCCCCUCACCUGGAUGGACAAAGUGAUUGUGGGAUACGCCAACGCCAUUUGCCAGUGGGAGAAACAGAAACCACCGUGCCAAAGCGGCCACCUGAGUGAGGGCUCCUGCGUAGAAGAAAAAGCAUAAAACUGUGUAACUUUCUCAUUCGUUCUCUUUCCUUUCACACCCUCUCCAACAUCACGUUCCCCACACUGCACUGAGGAGACACCUUAAACUGCUCUCUCUUCUCUGCCUUCUCCUGCGGUGCUAAUCACCACUACCGACCCACACUUCCCGGUCAUACGCCUUCACAGUUUCCCCCCCUUCCCUCCUCCCCCCUUUGUAAUCACCAUCACCUUACAGUAUGUGAAAAGUAACUAACUGCCUUUGUGCUCUUUUCCGCUGCGAGGACUCAGAGCAGGAACAUUUUGUUUCUCGACAUCUACACAAUAAUGACACUUGGCUAAAGGAGGCGUUGACCAAAUAUGACCAGACAUUAAGUCAAGUUGGCAUUUACAGGAAAGAGAGACCACCACUUUAGAGUAGUCCAGUGAGAAACAAAAGCACACAAGAAGCCUCCUAUUACAGACCGUGCUGCAGUCGGUGCCCAUUUACAGCACCUGUAAGAAGCUCACUGCUUAUCACCGCCAAGGCCAUAAAGCCUAGUCUGCUGUCUUAACCAACACAGCAUCUUUGUAGUUUGUAUGUCUGUAUGUAUGUGUGAAUGUAUGUGUGAAUGUGUGUUGCUCACUGAUGUAGUGAGUAUGUCAGUGUGCGCCUGUCUACACCGAGAGUUAAAGACCCACGACGGAGUGUGUGGUCCUCGUGUUCGGUUGGUGUGAUCCGGAUUCUCUGUUCAUAGUCUACUGGCCCUUAUAAUGUCUGUUCUUUUGGGUGAAUUGUUGCUCUGUUGUUUAUAGAAAAUGUACAGUAGAAAAAUUAAGUAUUACGGUGGGAUCUUACAUGUUAUUUCCAGCUCAUAACAUCCUCCUGGCACUUUUGUUUGGCGCUUGAAAUGAAAAGUGUUCAGUGCUUACCAGACAUGACCCGGGAUCAACCCCAGAUGGGAUCUGUGCACAUUCCCACGGUCGCAUACUAUCACUUUGAUUCAAAGCACUUUACACCCUGUACGCCACAAUCUUUUUUCUUUUCCCCUUUUUGUUUUCUCAUUAGUCAAAAGUGCAGGUAUGGAAAUUAUUAAUGGUUUAGCUCUCUGUGUGACAGCAAGAGAAAAACUAGAGGGAGCAAGGAUGAUAACGAAAAGUUAGAUGACUCAAACGUUCCCCGUGUCGUGUGUUGUCAGUGUCUUUGAGCCCUCUUACUCUUUCUUCUGCCUUUGAUCAGCUGCAGUUCCAGCCAAGAUAUCCUUCUCUUACGGCACAGAGGCUAACGCUCAACCCACCUCAUGUGGUUCUAACAUCUUAGUACAGUUUUGCAUUUUCCUCCAGACGAUCCUGUGGUUUUGAAAUGUUGAAAAUGCAGUCCACUGAUUGGCCCAUGUGGUGCUAUUAAAGGGACAGUUUAGCAAUGCAAAGCAUAUUUUAAGCUUUUUUUAUAUAUAUAUAUGUAUUCUGAGCUGUGAGGUAUGAUGAGUAGGAGGGCUAAAGAUACCAAAGCUAACUCUAACGUUUAUUUUAGUGGAUUGUUUGUUUAAAAAAAAAAAAAAAAAAAAGAAAUACCGGUGAUUGUUAUAUUGUAUAAUUCGAUGGAGAAUGCGGCAUGCAAGAGAAGACGGAUUUUAAUUCUAGAGAAUAUUUUUGUUUCGAAGACUGUAUUGACUGGCUAAGCGUGGAAAGUGUUGCAACACAGCAGCAAAAAACUGCAAUGAAAGAUCACCACAAACCUGUUCUGGAUGAAAUCAUACUGCAAUACUGGGACCUGUGGACUUUUGAAAACCUGAAUCAAAUUUAGAACUUGUUUUAAACCUUGCUGUAAGGGCUUAGGAAGCUUUUUCCCAGGCAAAGUCCAGCCAAGAAAUCUGUGCUCUAAAACCUGCUACUGAACACUGUGAUGAGACACGUGGGUGGUUUGAAAGUGAUCGACAACAGUGCGUUUUGUUGAGCUGUUUCGGCCAAGACUUGUGUGUUUAUAAUACCUGGGUGAUCGUAUUUGUAUAUCGAAGUAGUGGUUGUUUUCUUUUUUAAUUGGAAGAGCAAUAUAUAAAGGUACACACUGCAAAUCAGUAGAGGAAUGCAGAAUGUAAAAAUAUAUUCAGUUAUUAGAAUCAUAUGUCAAUGCUACUUGAGGAACCUAGAAAACAUCCGUCAUUAUGCCUUAAGAAUAAAUAUCCUGAGCAUUAAAGUUCGUUCAGUAGUAGUAUUGUAAUGGUGAUUCAGUUCACUGCUGUUGUUCCAAAUUUAGAAAGAUCCAUUGCUUUUUUUCAUGUGUAAUUGGCUGAAAUUAGAGGAGAGCAAAUACUGUAAAAUCCAGGUAUUAAUCUCCUCAAUGCUGGCUUGGCUAUUUAAGAAAAAGGGGGAAUCACUGAUCCAACACUAUCUCCUUCAACUCAGGGCAUCUGCCAAAUACCAAGCACCAGUUUGAUAUCAAUGCCUUCUUUUCACCUCCUGUGAAAUCUGCCCGCUCCGCUGCGUGGAGCUCUUUGAAAUCAUUUUUACACACUGGAAGGAAAAAAAAAGAGACGAGGACCUGCUGUGACAUCAGCCUGCCAUGACUGAAUUAGUGAAUCUGAAAGUGAAAACACCACAUUUUAUUACAGCAUUGACGAUGAAACUGUACGUACUGUGGAUCCGUGACCUCCCGACUGAUAUCCGACCCACUUAAUAACGUGUUUCACCCUCUUUCUUUGCCGUCAUCCAGCAUUGUUCAAACCACAAAUCGCUGUUUUCAUCAGUCGUGAGGGGAGACGUAACUACAACUGCCAGUCAUUCGUGGCGAACAUCCUUUCAUCCACCCGCAGUCAGAUUAUAUGGUUCAUGGUUCACCCUGUCCACAGCUCUCAUUUUUUAAAAAUAAUCAGGUGUGGUUUAAGUUUUUUCUUGCUCGUGGAAAAAUGUAAAGACUAUCGGUGACACCAGCACAAACCCAGUUUCUGCAGUAGGAGCCAUUUGUGUUUUUAAGGUUGUGUUUUUUUGCCUCUCCCCAACUUUGCACGAAAAUGCAGAUUUGGAUGUAUUAUAUUUUCUAGUUAAUUAUUUUUGGGUAUUUUUGUUUUUGUAUUUUGUAUUGUUGUUAUGACUUUCUUGUUUUGUUUGCUUGUGCAAAUGCAGCAGAGCGUGUGUUGAUGAGUGAACAUGCAGUAGAUGCAUACUGUCAUAUCACCACCUCUGAUCUACAAAAACCAAAACUUGUUCACUUUAACAAUGAAAAAGCAAAAUAGAUAUAUAAAGAUAGUGUAUAUUCAAAUAUUUGAGGGACCAGGGAUGGAAAAAAGUAAAGGCAAUAACCAACCAGGAGGGAUUCUUUAAUUAUUUCAACACUAAUGUGACUGGAAAUGGUGUCAAGGUAUAUUAGACCAAAACAUGUCCUACACAUAAAGAUAAUUUCCUCAUGGAGUGUGCGAUCUGAAAUGUUGUUUUACUGUAUUGAUAUGAGAAUGUGCUCUUGUGUAUUUAUGCUAACCCCAGUGCUUCAAUCAUCAAGAUUGUGGGCUCGUGUUUAAUUGCUUGGAAACUGAAGAAUUCAAACAUUCCCAGUAACUUGAAAUCUCAAUAAAUCCAAAAAAAACCACAUCUCGGUAAGAACGUUUAUCUUUUAAAAUCAUCACCUAUCUGCACAUCCAAGCAAGUGGACAGGAGCCCACAGUGUGUUAACAUACAGCAAUCAUUACACAGCUUUAAUUUUGUGUUUACAAACUUGCAGAGGGAAGGUUAAGGGGUGUGGUGACGACUAGACGGGGCACGUAACGUGAUGUACUCAGAUACCGAACACUGGGUGUUUUUUUUGUUGUUGAAGGAAACCAGUGGUGUGUGUGAUCCAGUUAUGUGAGGAAACAUGGUUAUUGUGUUCCAAAAUAAAUUAUUUUCUCAAAUGAAAAAAAAA